Molecule: messenger RNA, 1140 nt
Organism: Aspergillus terreus NIH2624
Lineage: Eukaryota; Fungi; Ascomycota; Eurotiomycetes; Eurotiales; Aspergillaceae
Product: 3-deoxy-7-phosphoheptulonate synthase
Exons: 3
Coding region: 1-1140 (379 amino acids)
Biological process (GO): aromatic amino acid biosynthetic process
Cellular component (GO): cytoplasm
Molecular function (GO): 3-deoxy-7-phosphoheptulonate synthase activity
Source: RefSeq, a predicted model, not a curated record
AUGCCUUCCUUCACAUCUGCCAACGAGCCCGUGUUGGACGCCUCCAACCUGGAGCUCCUCCGCCAGAAGCUGGCUGAGGAUGUGCGCAUUGAGAAGUACACUCCUCUCGCCCCUCCGGAGCUCGUCCAGUUCGAGAUCGGCCUCUCCGCCGAGUCUCUCCUCACCGUCCUCAACAGCCGUAUUGAGGCUCGCCAGAUCAUCCGUCGGGAAUCGGACCGCCUCCUUGUCCUAGUUGGUCCUUGCAGCAUUCACGAUCCGGAAACCGCUCUCGAAUACGCCGCUCGCCUGCGCGAGCUGGCUGCCGAGCUCCGGGAUGAUCUCUGCAUCGUCAUGCGCGCCUACUUGGAGAAGCCCCGUACCACUGUGGGCUGGAAGGGAAUCAUCAACGACCCCGAUGUUAACGAUAGCUACAACAUCAACAAGGGUGUGAAGAUUGCUCGCAAGCUACUAGCGGACAUCACCCAUCUUGGCGUCCCCGUUGCCAGCGAGAUGCUUGACACCAUCUCGCCCCAGUACACCGCUGAUCUGAUCAGUGUCGGUGCCAUCGGUGCCCGCACCACCGAGUCCCAGCUCCACCGUGAGCUUGCUUCUGGACUGUCUUUCCCAGUCGGCUUCAAGAACGCUACCGACGGCUCUGUCAACACUGCCGUGGACUCCCUGAAGUCCAUGCGUGGCCGUCACCACUUUAUGGGCACGACCAAGCAGGGUGUUGUUGCCAUAACCACCACCAAAGGCAACGAGGAUGGCUAUGUCAUCCUCCGUGGCGGUACCCGCGGCACCAACUACGACGCGGAGAGCGUCAAGGCUGCGCGUGAGCUCCUCCACUCCAAGGGCGAGCGUGACGUCGUCAUGAUCGACUGCUCCCACGGCAACUCCCAGAAAGAUCACCGCAACCAGCCCAAGGUCCUCAAGGUGAUCGAGGAGCAGCUUCGCCAGGGUGAGAACGGCAUCAUCGGCGUGAUGGUGGAGUCCAACAUUCGCGAAGGUAACCAGAAGCCCGCCCCUGGCCUCCAGGGUUGUGAGAAGGGCGUCAGUAUCACCGAUGCCUGCAUCGACUGGGAGACCACCGAGACCUCUCUUCGCUCUCUUGCUCAGGCGGUGAAGGACCGCCGUGCCCGAUUUUCCAUGGGCAAGAACUAG